Capsella rubella is the source of this 496-nucleotide messenger RNA. RefSeq lists its product as uncharacterized. Bases 152 to 346 code for a protein of 64 amino acids. The record is from RefSeq and is a predicted model, not a curated record. NCBI's taxonomy places the organism in Eukaryota, Viridiplantae, Streptophyta, Magnoliopsida, Brassicales, Brassicaceae. The transcript has a single exon.
AACAUUUUUAUAACGUUGUUUUACGGUAACGCACAAAUAUGUCUGAGGAGCUUAUUAAACUAGAAAAAGAUCUCCAAGCGAAGCUUCUCUUUUAGUUGACUAGAGCUCUAUAGUAAAGAGAAUCAAGAAGAAGAAGAAGAAGAAGAAGAGGAUGGGACUACAGUUGGAGAGUUUGAUGGAGACGAUAAAGUCAAAGGUGGGUUUGCUGAGGAAGAAGAAGAAGCCUUACAUCAAAAUGGAUAAAAGCUCCAGCGUCAGAGUUGCUAUCCGUCGUAAGAAGACCAGAGAUCUCAUUGAUAAGACCUUAAAGGUCGCUGAUCGUCCUGGCAAACGAACUCUUUUCUGAAUGAAUAUUUUGUUUUAUUUUCUCAGACUUUAAUUGCUCUAUAGUUGUUGUUAUUUGGUGUUUUUGAUUCAAGAGAUCAAGUUUGUGAUAAUAUGUAUAUAUACUUUCUGGAAAAUAAUAACUAUAUAGAAACAUCAAAUUUUUAUUCAA